Anthonomus grandis grandis is the source of this 1067-nucleotide messenger RNA. RefSeq lists its product as uncharacterized. Bases 325 to 645 code for a protein of 106 amino acids. The record is from RefSeq and is a predicted model, not a curated record. Lineage: Eukaryota; Metazoa; Arthropoda; Insecta; Coleoptera; Curculionidae. The transcript is spliced from 2 exons.
UCUCGCAACGUUACUUUUUUUUUGCUUAAUGUACGUUCGUAAUGCAAUUAAACUUUGACUUACAACUAUACGUGGAAACUUCGUCGUUUUUCAGGAUGGGUAAAGCAAAGCUAUGGAAAAUUUUUCAAGGUAACGAAGUAUACAUUGAUACCUUGGCAAGUAUAAGCGAUGUCGCAUGCGAUAUAAAUAGUAAAGCGUACGAGUCCUGCUUAAAAAUCAUGGAAAAAUUUGGGUGCGAGAUGUACGCCACAAAAAAAAAAUGGUUUGAUUAAGUGCAACUCGGUGAAUGCCGCUCGUAAGUCUUUGUUCUAGUAGAACUUUGCCAUGAGUCACAACACCGAAUUAUUUAAAUCAACAGUGACCAACUUCGAGCCGAGUAUGAUACCUCCAUGUCAGAGUGAGCUGCAGCAACAUUUAUUGCUUACAAUGUAUAUCAGUAGCAUGUGGUGUAGAACCACCGAAUACGCACCCACCAUAUUAAAUCCACCUAAUAACGGAUGGAUAUUGAAAAGCGAACAACAGUACGGUAUUGAAUGGUUUAAAGGGGACCAAAUGCCAGACAACGUUAUUGAUAUUUUAAAUGCAUCAGUUGAAGAAGAAACAAAUAAAGACGUCUUGUUAGAGCCAUCGAUUGAAAAAAGUUAACGUUUUGGUGUAAAUUGUAGCCAUGCAAAAGUAGCAAUAAAAAUACAUUAAACAAAAAUACUUUCAGUUUAUGAAACUCCCGAACAUCGUAAUGCUGCAAUCGCUGCUGAAAUUGCUGCCGAAGGAGGUAAAUACAAUUUUAUAAAGUACCUAAUAACGAAUUACCUAUAAUUAAAAAAAUUAAGCAGUUAAUUAAACGUAUACAAUACAUUGAAAAGCAAACUGAAUUAAUGCUAGCACUAAUAAAUAAAAACGAUUAUAUAUAUAAUAAUAAAGACGAUUUAGAUGAUGACAGUGAAGGAGAAGGAAGUGAGGAACAGGAAGAAAUUAAUUAUGACAUUAGUGAUGAUGAUCUGGACAGUAGAGAAAGUGAUGCAUAUGAUGAAGCUGAUGAUGGAGAAAUAAUUUUUGUAUAAUUUAUA